Molecule: messenger RNA, 1224 nt
Organism: Phytomonas sp. Hart1
Lineage: Eukaryota; Euglenozoa; Kinetoplastea; Trypanosomatida; Trypanosomatidae
Source: the annotation of a GenBank genome assembly
AUGUCUGCUCUGCGAGAAGUAUCAAAUCUAACGAACCAGACAUCUAUAGAUGUGAAGCAAAGACAGGCAACCCGUCUUAUAUCCACAGGUAUCCUUAAUUUAGGAACCUAUCGCAGCCUACAGCGCUCUGGCGCGCCAUCACGCGUAUGCCCGUCGCGUGCACACUUCCAUGCGUUAGAUGGAAACUCCGCAACCGAGGUCACACAGUCAGUGGCAUCUCCUCCGUCUUUUCAUUUCCGUGCCGACGUGCGCCAUGCGCGGGAUCCAAUUUACUGCACGGAGUUGAUUGACGACAUCACAGAAAUGUUUUUAGAACGUGAGCAGCAGGCUGUUCGCCGCUUUAACGAGGGUACCGCUGCUCAAAUAAACAAUGCAAGCCAACUGUAUGCCUAUUAUGCAUCACCGCACUGUUUACAGUACCAGCCAGAGGUCAAUGAGAAGAUGCGUAUGAUUCUCAUUGACUGGCUGAUUGAUGUACAUCUUAAGUUCAAGCUGCAUCCUGAAACAAUGUAUUUGACUGUUAACCUGAUUGAUCGUUACUUGUCCUGCAUCAACACAAAGUACAACGCGAUGCUAUACGUACCGCGCUCCCAGCUGCAGCUUGUGGGCGUCUGUGCGAUGUUGUUGGCCGCAAAGUACGAGGAGAUCUGGCCUCCGGAGCUGAAGGAGUGCGUCCAUAUCAGCGCCAACACUUUCACGCGUGAGGAGAUCAUCAAGAUGGAGCGUAAUAUUUGUGCGGCGCUUUCGUUUCGUCUAACUGUUCCCACACCCUAUCCAUUUGUAUCACGGGUGCUGACGUUGUUGAAGGAGGAGGAUUUUUUGGGCCUUAAUUCUGACGAGGAUACUCGCCAUCAACAAUUUAGCUUGCUUCGUCAUGCAACGGGAUUUUUUUUGGAACACGCGCUACUGGACUACAAGUGUCUGCAGUUUACACCAUCACAGAUCGGAAACGCAGCAGUCUUUCUCGCAUUAGUCACCAUUUACAUGAAGUAUAGUGCAGGGAUGGAAAAUAUCAGUGGUGGUGGCAGACGUUUGUGGAGUCUGUCAUUGCAGGAUUACACCAAGUCCGAGCUAAGCGACUUCUCUGGUUGCGCAGAAGUGAUCCUCGAGUUUGUAAGCUACGUUCCUACUACGAAAUAUCAGGCUGUACGGCGGAAAUACAACAGCACCCGUCAUGGCGAGGUAUCUAAGCUUAUGAUGCCCAAUCAACUGCCUACACACUGA